CUUCAGUGCUGCACGUCGUGUGUUGUUAUGGGGCUGGAGGAGGGUUGGAGUCAGUGAAGAUGGAGGAGGCUGAGGGAGAGCGAGAGGAGCAGGAGCUGAGCAGUCUGUUAUUGGACAGUACAGUGGAUUUUGCCUCAACCUUCCACCAGCUUGUGGCAAAGUAUGCCCCCACCUUAUACACCAAUGGCCUCCAUUCUCAAGUGGACAAUCAGGAGCAGUUAUUUCAAGCAAGUAUCCUAACGCUCAUAGAGUGGCACCUGUUUGGAGAGGACCCCAAAUCCUUUAUGGAGAAAUUGCGUGGGAGUGAUGCACCUCCUCUAUGCGGUAAGGUGUUUCGGAGUGGAGAGACCACAUACUCUUGCAGGUAG
This is a messenger RNA of Bufo gargarizans (Asiatic toad), 368 nucleotides long. RefSeq names its product E3 ubiquitin-protein ligase UBR1-like. The record is from RefSeq and is a predicted model, not a curated record. NCBI's taxonomy places the organism in Eukaryota, Metazoa, Chordata, Amphibia, Anura, Bufonidae. The coding region runs from base 60 to 368 and encodes 102 amino acids. The transcript is spliced from 2 exons.